This is a messenger RNA of Teleopsis dalmanni, 1574 nucleotides long. RefSeq names its product F-box/LRR-repeat protein 4-like. The transcript is spliced from 7 exons. Lineage: Eukaryota; Metazoa; Arthropoda; Insecta; Diptera; Diopsidae. The record is from RefSeq and is a predicted model, not a curated record. Gene Ontology annotation, molecular function: protein binding. The coding region runs from base 420 to 1574 and encodes 384 amino acids.
AGAGUGAACACUUUUGUUUAUUAAAUGCUUUAAUUUGAAAGCAAAAGGGAAACGAAAAUAUAAUUAGAUUAUUUUGCAUCGCUAAUUGCAAUAAAUCGACACAAAAAACUUGAUUUUGUACAAGGUAAUAUAGCUUCCAGGGAGAAUAUAUUCAAGUUCGUUCGUAUGUACAUGUUUUUAAUAUAUCAGUCAAAAUUGUAUUUGGCUUGCAAUUGUGGACGCAAUCCUCUCCAGCUUCGCGGCGGGGCUGGUUUGGAUAUAACAAUCGACAGCCGAUUUUUCAGCGAAGACACCUGAGAGACGCCGCAACAAACUUUUACCAUAUAUCAAAUACUUUGACAUCUAACUUACGUCUGGAUUAUCUAGCAACGUUUACUUCGAGCAGUUCAACAGAAAAUAGUCCGAGUCAUCAAAGCAUAAUGUCUUCCAAUUCGGAUGACGAUGUAGGAGCUAUUGUUGAUUUUGUUGGAUUACGCAGUUGCUUAGACGACAGCACAAUAACAGAAGAUCUUGACACGGCAGUCUCAUUAGAAGAGAGUCCAUUUUCCAGAUAUCGAAUAGGACAAUUUGCUCAAGGUGUAAUUGAUUUCAGUUCACAGUAUGGCAGUGAUUAUAGCAUUUCAUAUACUGCGCCAAAUAUAACUGGAAGACCAACUAAAUACCCUCUUUAUGGGGAUUUUCCAGAAACAUACGCAAUGCGUGUUUAUGGAGACUGGUGGGAUAAAGCGCCUUCCGCUAUGUUGGAAAUACAACCUCAAAAUAUACCUAAAAUUCCCGCUCAAGAUUUUAUCGUUGUCCACUUUGAAGAUUAUACGGUACCAGACAAAAUUGUAAUCUUUGAAACUUUUAACCCUGGCGCUAUAAUACGCAUAUGGGCAUACACAAUUAUAAAAACAUGGGUAUGCCUAUGGGAGGCUACUCAAAAAGCAAGUAACUCUUUACCUCAUGAAGCACGCAGUUUUUUGCCAACAAUAAAAAAUAUUGGAUUACCUACCAGAAUCAUAAGACUAGAAUUCAAUCACUCGGAUUUAAAUUACUUCACUGAAAUUGAUGGAAUAUUACUCUAUGGGCAAAAUGUUAGUAUACGAAAUCUGCAUCAAAUUGUUGACCAAUACUACAAUCGCGGAAAAAGCGGAACAAUACUGAGUAAACUACAGAGCAUACAAUUUCGUCCAGACUUUAGGGAUGACUAUAAAAAUCAAUUACAAGAUUUUAUAAGCAAAGAUUUAAACAAAUUUGUUACGUCUUUACCAAAUGAUAAUGAAAUUACAAUUGAUAACACCAAAGCAGAGAAACAACUCGAUUUAAAUGAUAUGCCGUUCGAAAUAAUGCUUAAAGUAUGCAGUUAUCUUGAUCUGCAGUCAUUAUUCCGUAUGAGUUUGGUGUGCAAAACUUUAUAUGCUGUAACCACACAUCCUCUACUUUAUCGGGAACUUAAUUUGAAGCCUUUCUGGCAUUUGGGUUCCAAUGAAUUGCUUUGUACACUCGCAAAAAGGGCCACAUUAUUAAGGAAAUUGGACUUAUCUUGGUGUGGAUUAUAUAAUUCUAUAUCACCUACUGAAUUCAAAAAGUAA